This is a messenger RNA of Larimichthys crocea (large yellow croaker), 2615 nucleotides long. It is a transcript of the gene maea, whose product is annotated as macrophage erythroblast attacher, E3 ubiquitin ligase. The coding region runs from base 63 to 1253 and encodes 396 amino acids. Gene Ontology annotation, biological process: proteasome-mediated ubiquitin-dependent protein catabolic process. Gene Ontology annotation, molecular function: protein binding; ubiquitin protein ligase activity. The transcript has 9 exons. Lineage: Eukaryota; Metazoa; Chordata; Actinopteri; Sciaenidae. The record is from RefSeq and is a predicted model, not a curated record. Gene Ontology annotation, cellular component: nucleus; cytoplasm; GID complex.
CUGACAGAGGAAAAAAAAAAAAAAACACAAACAACCACAGAGAAGAGAAGCACAAAACCAAGAUGGCGGUGCAGGAGACAGCAUCUCAACUGUCCAUGGCUCUCAAAGUGCAAGAAUACCCGACCCUGAAGGUCCCCUAUGAGACUCUGAACAAACGCUUCAGGGCGGCCCAGAAGAACAUCGACCGGGAGACGAGUCACGUGACGAUGGUCGUCGCCGAGCUGGAGAAGACGCUGAGCAGCUUCCCGGUGGUCGACUCCGUGGUGUCACUGCUGGAUGGCGUGGUGGAGAAACUCAGCGCCCUGAAGAGGAAGGCUGCCGAGUCCAUCCAAGCAGAAGACGAGAGCGCCAAGCUGUGCAAGCGUCGCAUCGAGCACUUGAAGGAGCACAGCAGCGACCAGCCGGCCUCAGUCAACCUGUGGAAGAAGAAGCGUAUGGACCGCAUGAUGGUGGAGCAUCUGCUGCGCUGCGGCUACUACAACACAGCUGUUAAACUGGCCCGACAGAGCGGUAUAGAGGAUCUGGUGAACAUCGAGAUGUUCCUCACAGCUAAGGAGGUGGAGGAGUCUCUGGAGAGGCAGGAGACGGCCACUUGCUUAGCCUGGUGCCAUGACAACAAAUCCCGCCUUCGCAAGAUGAAGAGCUGUCUCGAGUUCAGUCUGAGAAUCCAGGAGUUCAUCGAGCUCAUCAGACAAAACAAACGCAUGGAUGCAGUCAGACAUGCAAGGAAGCACUUCAGCCAAGCAGAAGGUGGACAGUUGGACGAGGUUCGGCAGGUGAUGGGCAUGCUGGCCUUCCCAUCAGAUACACAUAUCUCCCCAUACAAGGAUCUUUUGGAUCCAGCCCGCUGGAAGAUGCUGAUCCAGCAGUUUCGAUAUGACAACUACAGACUACACCAACUGGGAAACAACUCUGUCUUCACUAUCACCCUACAGGCUGGUCUGUCUGCCAUCAAGACACCUCAGUGCUACAAGGAGGACGGUACCUCUAAGAACCCAGACUGCCCGGUGUGCAGUAAAUCCCUCAACAAGUUGGCCCAGCCACUACCCAUGGCCCACUGCGCCAACUCCAGACUAGUCUGUAAGAUCUCUGGGGAGGUCAUGAAUGAAAACAACCCUCCAAUGAUGCUUCCUAAUGGAUACGUCUAUGGGUACAAUUCUCUUCUGUCCAUCCGCCAAGAUGACAAAGUGGUGUGUCCCAGAACCAAAGAAGUCUUCAACUUCUCUCAGGCUGAGAAAGUCUACAUCAUGUGAUCACUCAGCUGAACCCGUCUGAGCGUUAACAUGAUUGAACACCGUCGUUCAUCACCUGUGACCUGGCCUAUUCAGAGAGCCACCUGUGGAGCUGUGAUCCAGUGCCCCCUUCUUCUUCUUCUUCUUCUUCCUUCCCCAACAGACACGCCCGACAUUUCUCACACCCCACCCACCCAUCGCCUCUUCUCCCAGUACAUCAUGAUUAGCUCAAGUUUGCUAGUUCCCUUCCACCCUCACAUUUUAUCACACAGAAACUGGACCCUCUCCUUUCAGACUCUCUUAGAUGUGGCUAGAAAACAAGAAGUUGAUCCAUUCAAGCACAUGGACUAUCAACAUUGUCAUUAUUUUACAGACCCUCACUCCCGAUUAGAGACUACAGAAAAGGACCGGGAGGGGUGAAACAAACUGCUAGGUAGAUUUGAUUUUACUACUACGAAUAAAAACUUGUUGAGGUUACUUUUUCCUUUUAGUAGUGGUGUUCCUUUGUUACUUAAAUAACACGUGGCGGUACUGUGUUAACUCGCUCCAUUAACCAGAUUAACACGUGAAAUUUUAACCUUUUUUUUAAAUCCAGAAACAAACGCGGUCACGUGGUAGCAUCUGGUUCUGUGAUGCAUGCUGCUGCUGACUCCUUUUGUCUUCUCGCCGUGUUUUUUUGGUGGGUUGCUGGAGGGGGGAUGGAUGUUAAAUUCCUCCUUCAAGCUGUCGACCUUUUUUUGCAUUUCAUCCCCCCUCUGACUGUGAAACUGGAGUCUGAUUUGGGCCACAGCAGGCUUCUUUUCAAGUGUAAAUAAUAGGUAGCAAUUGAUCGUCCUCAUGUAUAAAUUCAGGGUUUUUUUGGGGGGGGAUAAGUAACAACAACGAAGAUUAACCUUCUACCAAGAUUGCUGUGUGAACUGAACGAAUCCUUUGUUUCCCCCGUGUCCCCUCGUUUACUGACGAUUCAGUACAACUUCUCAUUUCUGAGGAAGAAGUUUCAAGAACUUGGUCGUGAAUUAUGGUGUACUUACUACCAUAAUGACAACUGCGCACAAAGAUGUUUUUUUCUUUUCUUUUUUAAUUAUUAAUAUUAAACGAUUUGUCUUCCUUUUUUGUGUGUGAGAUUUGCCAUUUUCAGUUCUCUUCUUCUUUUGCUCAGCUAAUAGAGAUUACACUUAAGUGAACUUACAUUUAUGUGUCUAAAAGAUUAAUUCCUGGGUGAUUUCAGUUCGUUUUAACAUUUGCGAAAUAGUUUUCAUUUCUCAAUUUUUGAGAAAGUGCUGACCUUUUUCUCAGUCUUGUAAAAGCUGCUUCCAGCACCGCAGUGGUUUUAACGUAGCAUAAAAGCACAGCAAUGAAACGUUUAAGUCCACACACACACAC